AUGUCUAUUACUAUACCAGCCAAAUUAGAGUUAGAUGCUUUUGAGUUGGAUGUACCUGAAGAUGAUACCGAAGGCCAUAUUGCUGCUCUAGAAGAAAUUACUCUUAAAGAGGCUGAGCCAAGAAUUGAGGGAUUUGGGCUAUUGUCUCAUGAGAAGUUUGAAGAAUUUGACGUUGAUGAAAGUACCUCCUCCUAUGAUGAUCAUGUGAUGCAAAACAAUAUUCGUCUAUCUCAACUGUUGAUGGACGUGGACAUGGACAUUGAAAGUUUUCUACGAGAUAGUUCACUUGAUGUGACUCCCCAGCCUGAGUUUCAAGUUGAUUCAUUUGGAACGUCGAAACGAGGUGUUAUUACGUCAAAUUUGAAGCUGAUUUCAACACCAACUAUGAGAGAGCAUCCUCAAUUUUCUAAAAGAAAGAAAAUUGUUUUAGACCAUAAAAGACUUGUCCUGAGCAAUGAGGUACUUAAAGAGAACAUUCGUAAUGCAAGUGACUUAGUGUCUAACAGAAGAAAAUCUCACCGUACUGUACAUACUAUGCAAAGAGAAUCUCUCAUUGCUAGUCUUCCUAAUAGAUUCUAUGAGCCUUUGCAUCCUUGUUCCUCAAAGCUUCAACUCCUAUUCUCCAAGAAGGAAAUGAAAAUACCAGAUUCCCUACAGAUUGUGGAAACUUUAGGGAAGUUAGAUUUGUCAGAAUCUCAAAUUGUUGGCAGUCUAGAGCCUAUAGCAAGUAUUCUACCAACCCCUUAUCAUUGCCCAAAUGUAUCUGGAUCUCAAGCUUCUAGAAUUCUAGAGCAUAUAGUACCUUCUAGUACAAAUGAAAGCAUAGAGAUUGAGCAAUCUUCGGAAAGGAAUGAAGUGCUUAGUCUCACGGAUGAGGAAAUAAAUUCAAGUGCAACAGAGAAUUCAGAAUUAUGUGGGUGGUCUGGUUGUACUAGGAAAGUUGCAAGUUACUUGCACCAGAGUUUUCUACAUCCAAAGGAACAAAGAGAGGAGGAUGUUGUAAACUUUUCACAAGUUUUUAGAGGCAAGGCCCCGAAAGAAUCUGCAAGGUUAUUUUAUGAAAUACUGGUUUUGAAAAGUACAGGCUUUGUAGAUGUGGAGCAAACGGAAGCUUAUGGUGAUAUUGCAAUUUCUAAGCUCCCAAAAUUAGAUCAAAGUUUUUGAUAUAAUAGUCUAUUAAAUUAAAUUACAUAGGUAGAUAUCAAAGGUGAUAUAGAAAUAGAAAAUUGGUAGGAUUCUGGUAGAUUUAUUUGUAGUAGUUUUUUGA
Cajanus cajan (pigeon pea) is the source of this 1267-nucleotide messenger RNA. RefSeq lists its product as uncharacterized. Gene Ontology annotation, molecular function: chromatin binding. Gene Ontology annotation, biological process: replication-born double-strand break repair via sister chromatid exchange; sister chromatid cohesion. The record is from RefSeq and is a predicted model, not a curated record. NCBI's taxonomy places the organism in Eukaryota, Viridiplantae, Streptophyta, Magnoliopsida, Fabales, Fabaceae. Gene Ontology annotation, cellular component: cohesin complex.